Molecule: messenger RNA, 1935 nt
Organism: Metarhizium acridum CQMa 102
Lineage: Eukaryota; Fungi; Ascomycota; Sordariomycetes; Hypocreales; Clavicipitaceae
Source: RefSeq, a predicted model, not a curated record
AUGGCCGCAGCAGGCCCUGCCAUGGAGCCGCCGUCCUGCGUUGGGCUCGGCCUGAACCUGGCUCAGGACGCAGAUAUAUCGCACUUUUCUCUGCGGCCAGAAACAAAGCCAGCGGCCCUCAGGAACCGCUUCCAAGCUACCGUGGAUGACGACGACUCAGAUCAAGACACCGUCGUCGCAUCAUCACCAGCCCGCAACAAGGCUGCAGACAGUGUCUCCUCGUCCUCGUCCUCAUCCUCGUCAAGGACGUCGACACAGAGGCCCCAUGGCGAUUGUUCAGACCACUACCAGCCUGCCUCGCCAACACCCGCCAGCCGACAUGGCAAGCCUUGUUCUCCUCCUUCUCCUUCUCCUUCUCCUUCUCCUUCUCCUUCUCCUUCUCCUUCUCCUUCUCCUUCUCCUUCUCCUUCUCCUUCUCCUUCUCCUUCUCCUUCUCCUUCGUCUCCAUAUUCCCAUGCAAACACAAGCACAAGCACAUCAAAGUCGCACACUCCGUCCUCUUCAACGGCAUACGUGACCCCCCAUGCAACAACACUUACACCACCCUCGUCUGCCGAGUCCAGCCCCAAGCAACGGCCUACCGUGCACUUUUCCACCAGACCCCCCGUCGUGCUGCACCACAGAUCAAACAGCUAUCCGGCAGCCGCGGAGCCGCCUUCGCCGCGAUAUACCACGUCGUCACGCGGCGACGGCGGACCACACAUGUCCGUGGUGGACAGACAAUGGGGUCAACUGUUUACCGAACACGGCGAGCCAACCAGGAGACUGGCUUCUGUGCUACGCGGGUUGGCAAACUACAUGGUCCGGGAAUACGAACCACGUGGUUCGCUCGUCAUCCCUCCCGUCAAGAUGUUUGCCUUGUACAGGAGAUAUAAACUUGACAAGGAGCAAUUCCCCUUCCAAGGAAUAUUCGACUACCAAUCCCGUCACUGCCUUCGCAGCCUGGAACUCCUCUACCAAGACCUCUCUUGCGAAUACCACCUCAUCCAGGACCACCACUCCACGCGUCCCUACAUCCCUGCCCUUACACCCGUCGGCCUGCAGACCUGGCUGACGGCCUUCAUCCAAGCCGCGCCAGACUCCGAGUCCUACCGCCUCCAGAGCAUCCUCAUGGACAUCCCCCUCGAGGCAGACCACCAGGGCUCAGCCCCAGCAGAGCGCCUACCAAAACAGCUAUCCCGGCACUUGUUCCCCGCCCACAGAAACGACCGCACAUACAGAGACAUUGUCUGCGCUCUAGACGACUGGAGUAAACGCAUGGGGAGCUCAUCCGAAUCCCCCUCCCCCUCAUGGAGCAACCUCAUCUUCGAAGCAUUCCGGGGCGCCUCACACAUGAGUUCCAGCCCAGCAGGCAUGGGACGCCGAGAGAGGCCCUACCACACAGAUGACUACAAGCGGCACAUCAGCCGCAAGUCGCCACCGGAAGAUGUUACCAUAUCCCCCGCAAACACCUCCCGCCGCAGACAGAAGAGCACCUCCACCGCCAGUCGCACGCCACAGGAGGCCAAGUACUACUACUCCUCCGCCUCCUCUUCUCCUUCUUCCUCCGCCUCCCAGCGCGAGAAGGUGUAUAACCCUGAGCCCCGGUACUUUCCUAGCUCGCACAGCGAACCCUCUAGGCGCAGAUACUCGGAGCCGUCGCCCGAGCGCAUCAAGUACGAUAGACACACGAGCAGACGGCGCGACAAGAGUCCCAAGGCUGCAAGGGCCGCAUCAAUCGACAGCGAGAGGAGAUGUAGACACCCUCCACGAAGCUAUUCCGGUUCUUCGUAUUCAAGGGGGCAAGAGGACGUAGACAGGGGCCGAAUGGCGCCGGAUUCGAGCAGCCGGACAUCUGAUGCGUCGCCUGGGAGAGUGGACAGCUACCGCUUCUUUCAGGGGAGGCAACUAGGGCCGACAUAUGAUGAGUUCUUGAGAGGAAAGGGGAGAGGGUGA